Molecule: messenger RNA, 792 nt
Organism: Naegleria fowleri
Lineage: Eukaryota; Heterolobosea; Eutetramitea; Acrasida; Naegleriidae
Exons: 2
Coding region: 1-792 (263 amino acids)
Biological process (GO): coenzyme A biosynthetic process
Molecular function (GO): ATP binding; dephospho-CoA kinase activity
Source: RefSeq, a predicted model, not a curated record
AUGCAAAAGAAGAUCAAAACUAUCGGAAUCACGGGAGGAAUUUGCUCUGGCAAAUCCACCAUCAUGAAUCAUCUCAGAGAAUGUAUAGCAGAGCAUGAAAGGCUGCAGCAGAACCAACAACAAGACUCUUCCGAAGUGGAUCAUAUUUCAAAUGCUGUACCGCUGAUUCAUUUUCAUAUCAUUUCAACGGAUGAGCUCGGAUGGAAAGCCUAUGAAGUCGACACUCCAUGUUAUCAUAAAGUGAUUGAAGAAUUUGGACCAUUAGUGAAAGAAAAAUUGGGAGAGGAUCCAUCGGUACUUGUGGAUGCUCAAACGAGGCAAAUUAAUAGGAGGGUAUUGGGAAGAAUUGUGUUUAAAGAUGCAAAAUUAAUGAAAAAAUUGACCGAUAUUGUUUGGCCAGAAAUUAGACGUCUCAUUGAAAUUGAAUUAAAAAAAGCAGUAUCUAAGGCCACAGAAAAUUACAAGGUUGUGUGUUUAAUGGAGGCUGCAGUGUUGGUUGAGGCAGAUUGGCAACAUGGUAUUGAUCAAGUAUGGAUUAUUGAUGUAUCUAAUAUGAAAGAUAGGCUUGAGAGAUUGUGUAAAAGAAAUAACCUGACACCUGAAGAAGCUCAAGAUCGUAUCAAUGCCCAACUUUGCACUUCAGAAAUUCUUCAAAAAUUGAAGGAGCACAAUGAAAAAACAAACGAGCAAGUAGAGUCAGUAUAUGUUGACACGUAUGGCAAAUCUUUGGAACAAGUGAAGGAAAUAGCAAUUGAGUUGUUCAAAACAAAGGUUAUUCAAGAUUGGAAAUAA